GACCGUCGCCAACAUCGCCAAUAUGUCCAGCCAAUUCGAGCUCGCUCAAAAUCCCACCGAGCCCAUAUCCUCUGUCACAUUUUCCCCGCGCACCCCGACGCGACUGCUGGUCUCUUCGUGGGACAGACAUGUCUACCUCUACGACACACACGGCGAGCCUGGCGGCAAGCUGCUGCAGAAGUUCGAGCACCGCGCGCCCGUGUUAGAUGUAUGCUUUGGACGCGACGACAACGAGGCAUUUAGCGCUGGGUUAGACUGGGAAGUGCGGAGAAUCGACCUCGCCUCUGGCGCGCAGACGGUCCUAUCCACCCACUCCCAGGGCGUUCGCAACAUCGUCUACUCCGCCGCCCACAACCUCCUGAUCUCCGCAUCAUGGGACUCCACACUGCAUCUGCACGACCUCAGUAUUCCAGGCGAUUUCUCCGCCAUCAACCUCCCCUCAAAACCCUUCUCUCUCUCCGCCUCGGCCACAAAAGUCGUCGUCGCAAUGGCUAGCCGUGCUGUCAACAUUUACGAGCUGUCCGCGCUAUCCAGCGCCGCUAAGGCCGGUGGAGAGACAGUCACCGUCGAGCCCUGGCAGCGGCGAGAAAGUUCCAUGAAGUACAUGACGCGCGCCGUUUCGUGCAUGCCCAACGAUGCCGGGUACUCGAGUUCGAGCAUUGAGGGUCGUGUAGCGGUGGAGUGGUUCGACCCCAGCGACGAGAGCCAGAGCAGGAAGUACGCCUUCAAGUGUCAUCGUCAGAAUGUCGAGGGCCAGGAUGUUGUGUACCCGGUCAACGCGCUUGCUUAUCAUCCUGUGCAUGGCACGUUUGCAACAGGAGGGGGUGAUGGUGUGGUGGCGCUGUGGGAUGCGGUGGCGAAGAGGAGGAUAAGACAGUACCAGAAGUUUCCUGCGAGUGUGCAGACUAUUGAGUUCUCGGCGGAUGGGAAGUUCAUGGCUGUUGGUGUGAGCCCAGGGUUCGAGGACGGCGUGGAUGAUGUGCCAGAUGGUGUCAUCAAGGUCUUCAUCAGGGAGCUGGGCGAUACAGAGGCGCAGGGCAAGAAGAAGUAGAGGAUCAAGUAGGCGCAGGGCGGAGUACGGUGUUCACUGGGCGCUCGGCCGUACUGAAGGAAAGGUCAUUUGUACGUUGCAUACCCAGGUCUGACACGAGAGAUCACACAAUGAAAAGCAUCACACAUUACUCUUUGGGACUGGGCAAGACGGGACUGGUACCCCUCCAAAAAUCGAAAUACCACGUACAUUUUGAAGGAAUUAAAAAAGAAAAAAAACGUUGUACGGC
This is a messenger RNA of Didymella exigua CBS 183.55, 1280 nucleotides long. Its product is annotated as mitotic checkpoint protein BUB3. The record is from RefSeq and is a predicted model, not a curated record. Gene Ontology annotation, biological process: mitotic spindle assembly checkpoint signaling. The transcript has 2 exons. The coding region runs from base 23 to 1051 and encodes 342 amino acids. Gene Ontology annotation, molecular function: ubiquitin binding. Gene Ontology annotation, cellular component: bub1-bub3 complex; kinetochore; mitotic checkpoint complex. Lineage: Eukaryota; Fungi; Ascomycota; Dothideomycetes; Pleosporales; Didymellaceae.